This is a messenger RNA of Anastrepha ludens (Mexican fruit fly), 6295 nucleotides long. RefSeq names its product unconventional myosin ID (gene Myo31DF). The coding region runs from base 497 to 3364 and encodes 955 amino acids. Gene Ontology annotation, cellular component: cytoplasm; plasma membrane; microvillus. The transcript is spliced from 11 exons. Gene Ontology annotation, molecular function: actin filament binding; microfilament motor activity; ATP binding. The record is from RefSeq and is a predicted model, not a curated record. Gene Ontology annotation, biological process: vesicle transport along actin filament; actin filament organization. NCBI's taxonomy places the organism in Eukaryota, Metazoa, Arthropoda, Insecta, Diptera, Tephritidae.
UUGCGCGACAAAACCCAUUGAAGAAGUAUGAAUAAGUGCUAAAACAGUUGACUUAAUUUUUGUUUUCCGCUUUUGUACUGGUUUUCCGAUUUUGUGAAACUAUUUAAGUUUUUCCUCGAUUAUUAGAGUGAAACUAAAUCAAAAUAAAACAUACAAGAAAUUAUUUACAUUGCAAUUUUUACAACUCUAAAAAUACUGUAAGAGGGUUUGAAACCGCACUGUGCUUUUUACCUUACACAACUGAGAAAAGGAAUAUUUUUAAAAUGGCAAUGCAACAACGAGAUGUCGGUGUCAGGGACUUCGUGCUCCUAGACCAAAUAACAAUGGAAAAAUUUAUGGUUAACUUGCAAAAAAGGCUGAACUUAUUAAGCUAUGCUCUUGGAAUGAACCAUCAAAUAAUAUUCACUAAACUCCAAAAUGAAAACAAAAAUUUCAAGCUGGUUCUAUUUAUACAUAUAUCGGUGAAGUCUGUGUAUCUAUUAAUCCAUACCGCCAGAUGAAUAUUUACGGCCCCGAUACGAUUAAGAUAUAUAAAGGCCGGGAACUGUUUGAGAAUCCGCCACACAUUUUCGCUAUAGCCGAUGCAGCAUACAAAAUUUUAAAACAAAGACAUCAAGACACUUGUAUCUUGAUAUCGGGAGAGUCCGGUGCGGGUAAAACUGAAGCGUCAAAAAUUAUUAUGAAAUAUAUUGCGGCCGUUACAAAUAUCCAUGGUCAGAACGAGAUCGAGAGGGUGAAGAACGUGCUAAUACAAAGCAAUUCAAUCCUGGAAACAUUUGGAAAUGCAAAAACGAAUCGGAAUGACAAUUCAAGUCGAUUUGGAAAAUACAUGGACAUUGAGUUCGACUAUAAAGGGGAUCCAGUAGGCGGCAUUAUCACUAAUUAUUUGUUGGAAAAAUCCCGUGUUGUGCAACAACAAGCGGGUGAGAGAAAUUUUCACAGUUUCUACCAGCUUCUGCGAGGUGCUAGCGAUAAUGAAUUGCGGCAAUUUGAUCUCGUCAAAGAUCCCACCAGAUACCAUUAUAUGAAUCAAGGCAGUAUCGACGAACUCUCUGAAAAAGCAGACUACAAAGGCACAAAUAAUGCUUUCAAGACGCUUGGAUUCUCUACUGAAGAAGUGCAAACUAUUUGGCGUACUAUUGCAGCUGUUCUUCAUUUGGGCAACAUUGAAUUCCAAUCGAUUGAAGAUGAUCUGGUUAUCAGUAACAAAUCGCAUUUACAAUCUGCAGCUAAGUUAUUGCAAGUGACAGAGAACGAGUUGUCUAAUUCUUUGACAACUCGAGUUAUUGCUGCUGGCGGAACCGUUAUGCAAAAGGAGCAUAAUGACACCCAAGCUGAGUAUGGCAAGGAUGCCUUGGCUAAAGCCAUUUAUGAUCGUCUAUUUACUUGGAUCAUAGAACGCAUAAAUCGUGCAAUUUUGUUUCGCGGUUCGAAGACUCAGGCGCGCUUCAACUCAGUGAUUGGCGUUUUAGACAUUUAUGGAUUUGAAAUUUUUGACAGCAAUAGCUUUGAGCAAUUUUGUAUAAAUUAUUGCAAUGAAAAGUUACAACAGUUGUUUAUUGAGCUGGUAUUAAAACAGGAGCAGGAAGAGUAUCAACGAGAAGGAAUUGAAUGGACCAAUAUCGUCUAUUUCAAUAAUAAGAUUAUCUGCGAUCUAAUCGAACAACCGCAUAAGGGUUUGAUUGCUAUUAUGGAUGAAGCUUGCCUCUCGGUAGGUAAAAUCAACGAUGAAACACUACUAGAUGCUAUGGAUAAAAAUCUUAGUGCCCAUCCGCAUUACAGCAGUCGCCAAUUGAAACCAAUGGAUAAAGAACUAAAACAUCGAGAGGAUUUUCGAAUCACACAUUACGCGGGUGAUGUUAUUUACAACAUCAGUGGAUUCAUUGAAAAGAAUAAGGACACUUUGUAUCAGGAUUUCAAGCGACUUUUAUAUCACUCUAAAAAUGCCAACUUGAGUAAAAUGUGGCCCGAAGGUGCCCAGGAUAUUAAGAAGACUACCAAACGUCCUCUUACCGCUGGAACGCUUUUUCAACGCUCCAUGAUAGAUUUGGUAAACACGCUUUUAAAAAAGGAACCAUUUUACGUCCGCUGCAUUAAACCUAACGAUAUAAAGAGUGCAACUGUGUUCGACGAUGAGCGUGUACAGCAUCAGGUUCGCUAUCUUGGUCUGCUGGAGAACGUGCGAGUCCGUCGAGCUGGGUUUGUACACCGUCAACGAUACGAUAAAUUUUUAUUACGUUACAAAAUGAUUUCUCAGUAUACAUGGCCUAAUUUUCGCGGAGGCAGCGAUCGCGAUGGCGUGCGAGUUCUAAUUGAAGAAAAAGGAUUCGCCAAUGAUGUGAAAUAUGGUCAUACAAAGGUGUUCAUACGCUCACCUAAAACAUUGUUCACAUUAGAGCGGCAGCGAAAUGAAAUGAUUCCUCAUAUAGUUACCUUGUUACAAAAGCAGGUUCGUGGUUGGAUAGCACGGCGUAAUUACAAGAAAAUGAAGGCCGCGCUCGCCAUAAUGCGUGCUUAUAAAACGUAUAAAUUACGCUUUUACGUACAUGACCUAGCUCAACGAUUCCGUAACGUCAAGAAUACAAGGGACUAUGGUAGAAGCAUCCAAUGGCCAAAACCACCAUUUGCCGGACGACAAGUAGAACCUCAAUUACGACGUAUUUUUAACAAUUGGCGAGCUUAUAUGAUACUCCGAAAAUAUCCACGAUCUAAGUGGCCCCAACUACGUUUGCAGAUCAUUGCUGCGACAGCGAUAAAGGGCCGUCGGCCAUAUUGGGGGCAGCAACGUAAAUGGCUUGGUGACUAUUUAGCUAAUUCGCAAGAAAAUUCAGGCUAUCAAGCUUAUACCAUCAACACAAGGAAUUUAAAGAACAGCGAGGCAUAUAAUGCGGUUAUCUUUUCCUCUUUUGCAAAGAAAUACAACAAGCAUAAUAAAUCUGCUGAUCGCGCCUUUAUCGUAACGGAUACGGCUAUCUACAAACUAGAUGGAGCCAAACACAAAUUUAAAAACAUGAAUCGCUCUAUAUCUAUCAAAGACUUAACAUCGAUCAGCAUAAGCCCUGGACGUGACCAACUUAUAGUAUUUCAUUCGCCAACAAAUAAUGACUUGGUAUUUGCCUUGCAAGGUGAAAAUUCACAAUUAAAAGAGGACCGCAUCGGCGAAGUAGUGGGUGUGAUCUGUAAAAAAUACUUCGAUAUUUGCCAGCGUGAUCUGCGUGUGGAUGUUAGUGCUACAAUAGCCUGCCGAUUGGGUGGUAAAUCCCGAACCAUUACCAUAGAGGGUGAACCAGGAGUAGAAAGUCCGAAUUUCCGACAUACAGCGGGAAAUAUAAUUUUCGAAGUUCCACCAUCCUAUUGCGCUUAAAAAUGAAUGCGCUUUAAAAAUGAAACUACUGCAAAUUCUUCUAUUGUCUGGUUUUUAUAUCCGACUCGUUCGUGCCGCUUUCUAAAAGUGCAUCUGUAUAUUCUUGUGUAUAUAGCAUUAUCUUUGACUUGUAUUGUUUAAAUAUUUGUGUGCAGCAUUUUACAAAGCGGUUCCCCCUUUUGUCGUUUAAUAUAAAAACGGUGCAACUCCAAUUAUGUUGUCAACAUUUGCACCACUUUUCGUUAAGUUUGUUAAUAAUGGAAACAACACAAUUUUAAAUCUACCCACCUUUAUUUAGAAGUUACGAAAGUGGUUUAUGUUUAUGAAAGUUUUUAUAUGUACAAAUGUACAUAUGCAUAUCUUACAUACAGUCGCCUUCAAAAUACAAGGACACUACGCCUUGAUCAAUUAAUUAAAUUGUAAUAUUAAAAUUUUACUGAUUACCGAAAACAAUUAUAAUUUACAUUGCCAGUAAAUUUUUAUUGAUUACUAAAAAUUUCUACUGGCGCUGUAAACGCAAUGUACUCUAGCCUGAGGAGAUAAAUCCUAAAAACCUAAUAAAUACUUUACGUUGGCCAUUCUGACAUAGCUUAUCUAAAAAGAACGUAUUACAAAAUCAUCACCUCAAACGUUAUACAAUACGAACCAAAUAAACUGUAUGGAAGAACAGAGAAAAGUCAUCCGAUGCACUAAAAAAAAAGUGCAGUAAGUAUUUUUAUUAUUGCACAUUUGUGUCGUUGGUUGUGAAGCCUAGGACAAAUGGUGAAAUGGUGACACAUAUACAUUAAUUUUUUUAAUUUAUCAGCACAAUUUUACUGACUACUGCUAUUUUUUCAGUAACAAGUCAAAAUUUACUGAUUAUUUACUUUAAUCUUUUUCAAUAAUCAGUACUAAUUUAUUUUAUGCAAGUUUACUGGUGCAAAGUCCCCAUUUAUGGUCUUCAAUACGAUUCGAGUAACCUGAUAAGUAUUAUAUGCAUUUGUAUUGAAUAACUAAUAUUCCAUAACAACCAAAUAUAUUUACAUAAGUAUAUAUGUACAUAUUAAGGAAUGUAUAUUAUAUAAUAUUAAACCCAAGGACUAUCCAAAAACUUCAGGCGUAUAAAACAUACUUUUUUUAAUAAAAGGAAUAAAGAAAUGUAUGUACUUAAGAUAUACAUAUAUAUGUAUGUACGUAUGUAUAUGGCAUUGGAGUAUAUAAGCACAGCGAUUAUUUUAUUAUUAUGACUUGUAUCACAAAAAUCGAUUCGUGGCUCAUGUAAACGAAAUAACAUUUUCCAAAUAGCAUUGCACAACAUUAUGUGUAUGUACACAAAUGGUGCCAUAUUAUACAUAAAAAUAUCUUCACAGUUACAUUGCAAAAGGGCUUGUGAUUUUUGUAAAAGCCCAUAUGAUUUUGGAGAAUGUUGCUGUCUAGACAUAAAUCCGAUACUGUAGACCCGACCGUAAAAGUGACUUGAACUCAUGCAUUAUUCGUAGCAAAUAAGUAUUUACGUAUAUAUUUAACACUAAACAGCUUACAUUCAAAAAAUAUACUUAAAUUAUUUUCAUAUGAAUAUUCAAGGAAUUCGCAUGGAAUGGCAUGCCUUAAGCAAUAUCACAUAGAGCAGUAAGCAUGCAACUAGUAAUGACCUCGGCAUAGUUAGAAGUUGGUAUAAAAAAGUGCUGCAUGGAUGUAUGAAUGUUUCUAAUUAGGAAAUAAGACAAAGAUUAAAAUAUUUUCCGAUGAAAAGAGUAUGUUUAUUAAAUUUUCUUUAUAACUCCCAUCAAACCGAUAUUUUGACUUUGGUGUGUCUUAAAAACUGUCACGGCUGUUCUUGUUACAUCAUAAAGCAAUCCCCAUACAUUUUUAGGGAAUGCUGUUAAGCGACAGUCCUUGGCCAUAGAACCGAAUGUUGGAGCAACAGAACCGUAAUAGCUCAAGAGUUGUGUUUAGUACAUAGUUCGUAUGGCAAAAUAAAAAUAUUAAUUCGAUAGUAAAUAUCAAGGUGUAUUCAUAAAUAUCAAAGUGAUAUCAGUAAAGCAGCUGAUUUGUUCGCUUAGUUCGCUGUUUUUUUUUAAUAUAUUUUGCUGUUGCACAGAAUGUUGUUUUUGUUCUACUGUUGUUGCUUUAUAUGAAUGCGCCUUGGUGAAUACAUUAACAUCUAUGGAAUUUCGUUACCUUAUAUUUAUUAUUUGGUAUUCAAAGGAAUAUACUAUGACAACGGAAUGUGUCAGAAAAGUAUAGUUACGAAAAGGAAGGAAGUAAGGACGCAUUUUGCCAAGGCAAAUCUAUUAAAGGUGGUGGCACUAGACCAACAACACGGUUAUGUACGUUUGAUUGUCAAAGCAUAGUAUUGAGAAACUAGAAAUCAAAUAAUGAACUCGCCUAGUUUAAUUCUGAGCUGACAGCCACAUGGAUACGGCGAAAGAAAAAAAAACAACUCAGCUGAUUUACCAACACCACCUUUAAUAGAUUCGCCUUGCAUUUUGCUCCAAAAAAAAAAAAACAAUGAAAAGUAGUAAGAGGCAAAGUUAUCAAUAAUUAUAGAAUACAUGAUUGUGCCUUCCCAAGUGCUGUAACGCUAAUAAAAAAAAAAUAAAGAAACGGAAGGGGGAAAUAAGCGAAAGAAAGCCAAGAAUAUGGAGCAAAGGUUUGUUUAUUUUCUAUACUGACGUGAUUCAAUUGUCAAAUUCACCAAAAAUAAAGUAGCAGUUUUCGGAAAGCGCCAUCUUCUGUAUUCUCUACAUCGUACAAUGUUGUGGAAUAUCACGAACCCAUAGAAGGUGAUAGCAGUAGUACAAAAACAAAAUUUAACAAAACUUCAAUCGGAGUGUAAUCCAACAAUCGUAACAACAACAAAAAACAAGGCACUUGGCAUUAAAACCUCUAAAUUGCAAGAAAAAAAAACAAAUUAACUGUUCUACUAUAUGAACGUGCCUUGUUCCGAAC